Messenger RNA from Trypanosoma cruzi, 548 nucleotides. RefSeq names its product phosphatidylinositol 3-kinase, putative. The record is from RefSeq and is a predicted model, not a curated record. NCBI's taxonomy places the organism in Eukaryota, Euglenozoa, Kinetoplastea, Trypanosomatida, Trypanosomatidae. The annotation marks the transcript as partial. The transcript has a single exon.
AUGCAGAAGUACGCUAUGCAGCGGCGUCACACCUCAUCCGGCUCAAGCAGCGGUGGGGGUGCGACGGGUAAUGGCAGUGGUCUUCAUGUUUUAGGUUGCGGUGUUGUUGGCAAUGGCGGUGGGGGUGCCGUUGGGCGUGGCGUGUCAAGUGGCCCGGUUCCAGAAGUGGCUGCCUCCAGUUAUGUGCCCAUGUCAUCCUCGACCGCCGCGGGCUCCACGGACGCCAGUGAUGAGGAGGUGAAUCAGCUGCUGAAGGAGCUUGAGUGUUCUGUGAAUGGGUCAAAUGCAGAAGCCGUGAUGCGAGAUGCUGUGUGGGCCAUAGAACGACGAGCCUUUGCAAGCUGCGACCCGAUGAGUCGUGACCUGUUUCUUGAGCAACGCAUACGCGAUGUUCUCUCCGAGCUGUCACGAACAUCAAAUCCAAAAUUACUUCUCCUUGCUGUGGAAUUUAUUGAUGCUCUCCUUGCUGUGCCGUAUACAAAUCCUCAACAAAAGUUUACACGACUUUGCCGUAGCCUCUUCAUAGUCCUGCAUUGUGGCCUUGAGAA